GUCAUUAAGUGCAGAAAGUUAGCCAUUUUGCAGGUCGAAAUUGGCAAAGUUAUAAACAGGCCCUUUUCUAUUGAAAUAAAGGUCCAAUUCAUGUUGAUUAUUGCUAUAAUUUUGUGAUGUGACUAGAACAUAAAAAUACUUGAAAUGUGUCCCAGAAUAAGAUACUGAUGAGUGUGCAUUCAGUGUAAAAUUACAGCAUUCAAAAUUCUGAGAAAAUGGCGACAGUAGAAAAGAUACGGAGGAAGAAAAAGAAGAAUCAAAUAGAGGAAAAGUCGCAGCAAGAGGACACAGAUUAUCCCGAGACACAGACCACUGCAUUGUCCUUGAUGAGUGGUGAUGAUGGAGAUGUUCCCGCCAGACCCUCAAGUAGGUCGAGUAUGAUCUCCGUCAAGGAAGCUGCAAAAACAGAUAAAUCUGACAAUGUUGAGAAUAAUGACAACAAAUCCCCUGAUGAGCCGCCUAGACCACCCAGUGCACAGGGAAGGCCUCCUAGUGCACAGGGAAGGCCUUCGAGUGCACAGGGAAGGCCACCCAGCGCAGCUUCCAAUGAACAAAGGCCAAAAAGUGGUACCCAACAUUCCACUAGUGCAAUGGAGAGACCCCCGAGUGCAUCUCCUAAUAGACCCCCAAGUGCAACACCAAACAGACCCCUCAGUGCUGCAGGACAGCCACCCCUACCAAGGCCAACAAGUAGAACUAGUCUACACCAGGAACCCAGGUCUGCCAGUAGGACUAGUCUCCAUCCAGAGGACCAACCAGAGAGACCAAAAAGUGCAACAGGACGCAAAUCUCCAAUGGCAUCCAAUAAAGUUGACAUGGAUCCAAAUGGUUCAACCACCGGCAGUCAGGUGUCCCUGAAGUCUGUAGUGAAAGAGGCCUGGGCAUCACCAGGCCAUGUGGCAUCAACUAGCGAGAAACCAAAGUCACCAGCAACUAGUCUAAUCAACGUCAGUGAAGCCAACCCAGACAACACAAUUGUUUCCUACAGGGACAAUGAAGAUGCCAAAAGUAUUAUGUCACAACAGACGAUCAUGUCACCACCUGAGUUGACGGACCAGAAGGCUUACAUCCCAUACAUUUAUGCACGUGACUCGAUUGCCAAGAUCAUGAGUGACAUGAAAAAUAUGAAAUUUCGUCACAUCACAAUUAUCAAUGAGAUUGAGAUGCACUAUAGGAGUAUCGAAGAAGAGACACAGGGCCAGUUCAAUUCCUUUGUGCUACAGCUACGCCAGACCUACAGCAGCAAGCUGAAGACCUUCAAGCAGGUCAUAGAGAUACACAAGAUAGAACUGAAUGAGAAGAAUGGCAAUUUUGAGGAGACAAUUCAAAGUCUAAGUGAAAGAAAUAAGAGACUUCUGAUGGACAAAAAAUCUCUGUUGAUCAGGAACAAAUUAGAAACUGACAAGCUAGAAGAGGAGAAAGAAGAAGCUGUAAGGGAACUUACACAAAAACUUGAUGAAGAGAACACAAAGAGAAUCAAAAUUGAGAAAGAACAUUCAGACAAAGUCCAAGAGUUGGAGAGUGAAACAAAGAUUGUCAAGGACCAACUUGAGACUGAGAAAGCUGAAGUAGAAAGAUUGAAGAAACUUUUGGAAGACAGGCCAGCUACAGCUGCUGAUGUUGUAACAGUUGGUGCAGCAGCUGUGGCAGUAGCAGCUGUUACAGAAGAGCAGCCACUUAAGAGAGAACCCACAGCUGGGGAACAGCAGGUGGUUGACCUAUCUGAGGAUGAACGUCGUAAGAUGGAGGAGGAACGAAAAAAGAUGGCAGAGGACCGUGAAGAGAUGACAAAAGAUCGCCAGAAGAUGGAUGAAGAGAGAGAUGACUUCAAUCAGGAGAGGAAGAAAUACAACGAGGAGAAAAAUGAGAUGCAGAAAGAAUUGAAUGAAGCAAACAAGGAGGCAAAGGAAUGGGAGGAGAGACACAAAGCUUUAAAGGAGCAACUUGCAGAACUAGCAGACCUGAGGGCUAAGUACAAAGCACUCCAGGCGCAGUUUGAUGCAGUAGCUGAACUGGCCAAGGCUGACUCUGAGGAAGACAAGAAAAAAGCAGAUGAGAAGAUAGUGUCUGUGGCCAGUGAUAAAGCCAUGAUGGAAGAAGAGAUUGCAAAGACUGAAGAAGACAUGAAGAAAUGGGAGGAUGACUUCAAGGAGAAAACAGGGGAGGCUCCAACAGAGCAGGAUAAACAAGAAAGUGACACAUUCAAAGAGUUGGAUGUACAAAACAAAGAAAUGAGUGAUAUGAUAAGAGACCUGAACACUAAAAUAGACACACUAGAGAAGUUGAAAGCUGGGCAGACACCUGAGGCCCCAGAGAUACAGGCGACACCUAUAGUCCCAGUUGAGCCAGAGAUCAGAACUGUAGAGGUAAAUGUGCCAGACCCUGAGGUUGUAGUCAAAUUGGAGAAAGCAGAGGACCAGAUAGCUGAACUACAGAAAGAAAUUUCUAAGCUGAAGGAUGAUGCUUCCAAACUGGACGAUGAUGUUGCAAGACUCAAUGGAGAGGUGAUGGAUGCCAUGAUGGAGCUAGAGAAGAUGAAAGCAACAAAUGAGACUCUUGAACAACAGCUGCAGGAUGCCCUAGCAGCAGCAGCUGUAGCAGGAACAGCAGCCGUAGCAACAACAGCAGCUGUGGCGACUGAGAAGCCUGAUGGAGUUGACCCCAAGGUUCAUGAAGCAGUCCAGCAGAAGCUUGCUGCUAAAGAAGAGGAACUCAAAGAGAGAAAUGAGGAGAGGAAAACUAUGGAACAUGAUGCUAAGAAACUAAAGAAGUCAAUGAAGAAGGGAGAAAAAGAGAAAGAAAAUGUGAAACUAUUGCUGAAUAAGGUUAUAGAACAGGUGCAUGCGAUACAUGGCAAGGUUCCCAAGGCUUCAGAGAUGGUGGAUGAGAACCUCAAAACAGCAGAGAAAGCUAAGGCCAAGAGUAAAGAGGACAAACAAGUGGAGAAUGAGCUUCUAUGUACAGCAUUAAACAUGAUGAAACAGGAUGGCAAAGUCCCAGAGAAAUUAACAGAAUCUAUGCCAACACUAAGUGCUGCACAAGAAGGAGCCAGUAAAGAAGAGUUAGAGGAACUAGAGAAACAGAUCACUAACCUAGAGGCACAGAAUGAGAAGCUCACAGAUGAAGCCCUGGAAUUUGAAGAGAAAAAUAGGUUACAAGAAAUUGAGAUUGAGAAGCUUCAGGAAAGUCUGGAUGCUGCCACAGCUGCUGCUGCUACAGCUGCCACAGUUGCUGCCACAGCUGCUAUUGCUGAUACCCCCUCAGAUGAUGCUAGUGACUUGUCCGAUAGUAUGUCCAAGCUCCAACAUGACAUGGACAACCUUGAGGCUCUACUGAGACAGGAGAAGGCAGCACAUGAGAACACUAGAGAUGAACUUGAUGCACUAAAGACCCAACUUGAGGCUAUGGCGACGGAGUUUGACAAUCAGGAGAAAAAUGCUGAGAAUAAGUUGAAAACUGUCACAGCAGAACUGGAAUCUGAUAACAAAAGCAAAUCUCAGGCCCUUGAUGAUGCCCAAAAGCGCAUAGCUGAACUUGAAGAGGCCAGGCUUGCCAACAUUCCUGUGGAUACUGCCAGUGAAAUAAAGCUCCUUAAUGAUAAGAUAAGUACAACUGAAAAGGACAAGGUCUCUGUUGAUAAAGCUAAUGCAAAGAUUAAGGCUGAACUAGAGGAGUCUAAAGGAAAAAUUAGCAAUGCUGAAGCUACCUUGAAGACAGAGAAAAAGGCAAAGCAAGAACUGGAGACUAAGCUAAAAGGCUUCAAGGCAGAGAAUGAUAAGAAAUUGAAGCAGAUCCAAUCUGAAAGUGACAAAAAAGAGAGGGAGAGAGCAGUCAAUGAGAAAAAGAAAGUUGAUGCACUACAGAAGAAGAUCAAAGAGUUGGAGUCUGGAGGAGCAGUUGUCCAAGGGAAACAAGGACAAAGAGCCGGAGAAGGAGCAUUUGGACGCAAUAUCUCAGAUGGUAAAUCUGAAAAGACGAUUCAAGACCUGAAGGAGCAGCUAGCUGCAGCCAAAAAGCAGAAUGCAGAUCAGGCAGCACAGAUGCGUCAAAUCGAUACUGAGCUGAAGAAGCUUUCAGCAGGGGCAAAUGCCCAGGAAAAAGCGGCAGGGAAAAAGCAUGAAAAGAUCCUGAAAGAGUUAGAGAAAAAGCUCGAAAGUGCAACGAAGAAACUAGAAAAACAGGAUGCAACACUGAAGAAAACAGAAGCAGAACUAGCUGACAAAACUAAGGCACAUAAGACUGCAGAGGAUGAAUUACGUAAACUGAAGGCAGAGCUGGAUCUCCUGGGUGUGGCAGCCAGUGAGGGUGUGGAAGCUGCAGCUAAGGCCAAGGAACUGGAGGGUGAGGUGAAACGACUUGAAAAGGAGAACAAAGAAUUGGCUGAUAAUUUUAACAGUGAGAGGGUUCUGCGUAAGAAGUACUACAACAUGGUAGAGGACAUGAAGGGAAAGAUUAGGGUCUACUGUAGGGCCAGGCCUCUAAGUGGCUCAGAGAAAGACAGAGGCAACACAUCAGUAAUCAAGUCAUUGGAUGAGUACUCCAUAUCAUGUGAUACAUCCCGAGGUCUCAAAGAGUUCCAGUUCGACCAGGUCUUUAUGCCAGAAAUAGGACAAGAAAAGAUCUUUGAGGAUACAAGUAACCUGAUCCAGUCUGCAGUGGAUGGCUACAAUGUGUGUAUAUUUGCCUAUGGCCAGACAGGCUCUGGAAAGACAUUUACUAUGAUAGGAGACAGAGAACAAAAGUUCCCAGGAAUUGCCCCAAGAGCUUUUGAUAAAAUAUAUGAAGUGAUAGAGGAAAACAAGCAAAAGUUCAAGUUUAAGGUGACCACCUACAUGAUGGAGUUAUACAAUGAGAAGCUGUUGGAUUUAUUUGGACAUAAACAAGAUGACCAGAUGAUCAUAAAGAAGGACAAGAAAGGCUUGGUGUUUGUCCAGGGAGCUGAAGUGAAGACUGCAAGCAGUUCCAAGGAGUUGAAUGCACUCUUUGAGGAGGGUUCAAAGAACAGACACGUAGCCUCCACAAAAAUGAAUGCGGAGAGUUCUAGAUCCCAUCUUAUUAUCAGUGUGAUCAUAGAGAGUACUAACAGGACUAGUGGGGUUGUCACCAAAGGAAAGCUCAGUCUGGUGGAUUUGGCUGGAAGUGAACGUGUGGCAAAGACAGGGGCUUCAGCAGAACAACUCAAAGAAGCAAACUCAAUUAACAAAUCUCUCUCUGCGCUUGGUGAUGUCAUCUCCGCUCUCUCCAGCGAACAGUCGUUCAUCCCUUACAGGAACAAUAAGCUCACAAUGUUGAUGCAGGAUUCACUCGGAGGGAAUGCAAAGACACUUAUGUUCGUGAAUAUCUCCCCGGCAGACUAUAACCAAGAUGAGACUGUCAUCUCACUCACAUAUGCUAGUCGUGUCAAACUCAUCACCAAUGAUGCCAGUAAGAAUGCUGACAACAAAGAAAUCACAAGACUCAAAGGGAUUAUUGCCAAGCUGAAGAAGGGUGAGCAAGUCCAGGGAGAAGAGGUAGAUGAAUGAGUGAAUCUGUCUCCUUAUUGGCCAAUUCUUGUCACAUGACCACACAAGUCAUUUCAUGGAGUGGAUAUAAAACUUAACCCCAUUAUCGUGGACUAAUUUACUAGCAGACUAAUUAAAAUGAGAACAAAGAUGAUUUGUAUAUGAGGACUUUCACAACUAGCUGGUCUUACUUUAAUCUAUGUGCUCGCAUCCAUGUUGCCCCCCCCCCCACUCUGUCAAUAACAAUAUGGGAGAUAGAUAGUGCAUCAGACUCGUAGCCAGCUUUUGCCAAGGGAGGUUCACUUUGCAAACAAUUCCAGGGGUGUUCACGUUUGACAGCUUUGGCACAAAAGCAUUUGAAAGGUGCUUAGAAUGGUG
Molecule: messenger RNA, 5879 nt
Organism: Owenia fusiformis
Lineage: Eukaryota; Metazoa; Annelida; Polychaeta; Sabellida; Oweniidae
Source: the annotation of a GenBank genome assembly